This is a messenger RNA of Thermothelomyces thermophilus ATCC 42464, 2319 nucleotides long. RefSeq lists its product as uncharacterized. Gene Ontology annotation, biological process: long-chain fatty acid metabolic process. Gene Ontology annotation, cellular component: membrane; endoplasmic reticulum. Gene Ontology annotation, molecular function: long-chain fatty acid-CoA ligase activity. Bases 234 to 2297 code for a protein of 687 amino acids. Lineage: Eukaryota; Fungi; Ascomycota; Sordariomycetes; Sordariales; Chaetomiaceae. The record is from RefSeq and is a predicted model, not a curated record. The transcript is spliced from 3 exons.
GAGAGAAUCGCUCGGAGUUUUUGACUCUCCCCUUGCGCGCCUUUGGAUAUCUUUUCACCAACGCCACAACCGAGAAAUCUGUGACGUGACCGUCGCGCGCAGGGCCUCGUCUCCUCCGUCGCGUCCUCUCCCGCUCCAAAUAUCGUUAUUGGGCAUUGCGAGCCCGUCUCCCCAACCACGCAAGCACCUUCUCGCUCCCGAUCGGACCAAGACCCCAAGCACCGCACCCAGCCAUGGCUCCCAGCAAACAGGACACGAGGGCGUACAUCAGGGAGCUUGCGACACCGCCCCCAGCGGGCUCGCCGUACGCGCUCCCGAUCCCCGGCACCGAGCGUCCGAACCGCACCCCGAUCUACCGCCAUUGGCGCUUUCAAAACGGCCCGCUGCUGGAGACGUUUGACCCUGCGCACAGGACCGUUCACGACCUGUUUGAGAACUCGGUCGCCCAGUAUCCCAAGAACAAGUGCUUGGGGUGGAGGCCCUGGAAUCCCACCACCAGGACGUUUGAGCCCAAGUAUGUCUGGCUGACGUACGCCGAGGUGGCCGAGCGGAGGAAGAACCUCGGUGCUGGUAUCGUCGAGCUGCACCACCGGCUCGGCGUCAAGGAGGACAAGUAUGGCGUCGGCCUGUGGGCGCAGAACCGCCCCGAGUGGCAGAUAACCGAGCUGGCGCUGCUCUCGCAGUCCCUGUGGCCCGUCUCCCUGUACGAGACGCUCGGCCCCGAGACGAGCGAGUACAUCAUCAACCACAGCGGGCUUACGGCCAUUGCCUGCUCGCUGCCCCAUAUCCCGACCCUGCUGAAACUGGCGCCGCGCGUCCCCUCGCUCAAGAUCAUCAUCUCGCUCGACCCCCUCGAUGCCGGCGAGGCGCCAGGCCACUCCAAGAGGGAGUUGCUCAAUGCCACCGCCGCCAGCGUCGGCAUCCAGGUGUUUUCCAUGGCCGAGGUCGAGGCGCUCGGCGCUCGCUCCGGCCGCGCCAUGCGCCCACCCAAGGCCGACGACGUCCUGACCAUCAACUACACCUCCGGUACCACGGGCGACCCCAAGGGCGUCCUCAUCACCCACAAGAACGGCGUGGCCGGCAUCACCGCGGCCCGCACGAACGAGACCGUCUCGCCGGGCGACGUUCACAUUUCGGUGCUAGCAUCGGGUAUUUCCAUGGCGACAUCGCCCGGCCUGAUUGAGGACAUGAAGAUACUGCGGCCGUCGGGAUUCAUGUCGGUGCCCCGCCUGUUCAACCGCAUCAACUCGGCCAUCCAGGCGGCUACGAUCCAGGCCGACGGGUUCAAGGGAGCGCUGUCGCGCCGCGUUAUCGACACAAAGAAGGCCAACAUGAAGCUGCCCCCGGGCCAGGCGACCAACAAGCACUUCUUGUACGACCGCAUCUGGACCCCCAAGGUCCUCAAGGCGGUGGGUCUGCAGCGCGCCCGGACCAUGGUCAGCGGCAGCGCCCAGCUGGACCCGGACGUUCACCAGUUCCUCCGCGCCGCCUUCGGCAACAACUUUGUCCAGGGCUUCGGCAUGACCGAGACGUACGCGGUCGGCACCGUCCAGCUGCCUGGCGACUUCACCACGGGCAACAUCGGCCCCCCGUGCCCGUCGGUCGAGCUCUGCAUCGAGUCGGUGCCCGACUACGACUACACGGUCGAGGACAAGCCGAACCCGCGCGGCGAGCUGCUGAUGCGCGGACCCGUCAUCUUCCGGGAGUAUUUCCGCAACCCGGAAGAGACGGCCAAGGCGAUCGAGCCCGACGGGUGGUUCCACACGGGCGACAUCGUCGAGGUCGACAAGAUGGGCCGCUUCAAGAUCAUCGACCGCAAGAAGAACGUGCUCAAGCUCGCCCAAGGCGAGUACAUCUCGCCCGAGCGCAUCGAGAACGUCUACAUGGGCGCCACCAACCUGAUCGCCACCGCCUUUGUCCACGGCGACCCCAAGGAGUCGUGCCUCGUCGCCGUCUUCGGCAUCGACCCGGUCACCUUCGCCCCCUAUGCCAGCAAGAUCCUCAAGAAAUCCGUUGCCGCCGAGGACAAGGACGCCCUCCGCGAGGCCGCCAACGACCCGCGCGUCAAAGGCGCCUUCCUCAAGCUGCUGGACCAGAUCGGCACACGCCACAAGUUCAACAGCUUCGAGAAGGUUAAGAACUGCAUCUUUGACAUUGAGCCGUUCACCAUUGAGAACGAGCUGUUGACCCCUACGCUCAAGCUUAAGCGGCCCCAGGCGGCCAGGGCCUUCCGGAAGGAGAUUGACCGCAUGUACGAGGAGAUUGCUGCCAAUGCAAAUGUGAAGCCCAAGCUCUAAUCCUAUCCUACCUACCGAUUUU